Molecule: messenger RNA, 804 nt
Organism: Vitis vinifera (wine grape)
Lineage: Eukaryota; Viridiplantae; Streptophyta; Magnoliopsida; Vitales; Vitaceae
Product: protein TIFY 5A
Exons: 3
Coding region: 207-590 (127 amino acids)
Biological process (GO): response to wounding; regulation of defense response; regulation of jasmonic acid mediated signaling pathway
Cellular component (GO): nucleus
Source: RefSeq, a predicted model, not a curated record
GUGUCUGAUUUUUCGUGGGUUGCGUAUUAAAAAUUAUUAGAGUAGUUGAAUGUGGGAUGGGGUCCAGUAUUUCACCCUCGUGUAUAAAACGGCCAUCUCUCUCUCUCUUCUUCCUUCAUCACUCAUUUCUCCAUGAGCUCUCCUCUCCUUAUCACAGAAAUCAAAAGCGAAGGAAGAACUGAAGAAGACCCUUUUGUCCUUUAACAAUGAAGAGAAGGAACUGCAAUUUGGAGCUUCGGCUUCUUCCCCCCAACACUGAUUAUUCAAGCCCCCAGCACCACCACAACAUGAUGAUGGAGACGGGAAGAGGAAGCCCACAGGAGCAACAACAACAGCAGCAGCUUACCAUUUUCUAUAACGGAAGGAUCUGCGUUUGUGAUGUUACAGAGCUUCAGGCUAGAGCCAUCUUACUGCUUGCAAGUAGAGAAAUGGAGGAAAAAACAAGAACCCCGACUGCCUCAGACGCGACCUCGCCAUCUCUGCAUUCUCAGCUGUAUAGCGCUACUGGCCUUUCCAUGAAGAGAUCGCUGCAACGCUUCCUCCAGAAGCGAAAGAAUAGGAUGGAAGCAACCUCCCCCUACCAUCGCUAGUCAUGAAUCAUGACCACAUUUUUUUGGUUUGUUUUUUUAAUAUAAUCCAACGCGAUUCCUGAUUUUGAUCCAGUUGAGAAAACCCAUCUUGUAAAUUUUCUAGCUAUUCAACCCUGAUGCCAUAUGGGACUUGUAAAUUAAGAAAAAUUUACACUCGUGUUCAUUAAAUUGCCUUUGAUUUAUUACAUCAAUUUACAGAGAUUUCUGCUAGAAA